AUGGAAAGGAAUGUUGAAAAUGUUCUGAUGUUUGCUGACUACAUCAAUCUGACGAAUGUGCGCGGCAUUUGCAUAGAUUACAUCAUCAAGCACAUUGAUCAGUCGAAUUAUGGCUACGUGAUUGGGCUUGGUUACAAACUGGAAGUAAGAGAACUAAUUGAAGCAGGCGUUAAAAACAUUGGGCGUCAAAAUAUCAAUAGUCUGGAUACCUUCUCCAAGAACAUGAUAAAUGACGUUGUCCGUUUGCAGCAAGAGCGAGUCAUGAUUAUGACACAGGUGCAAUGGAAAUUCAAUCUGCUAAAGCAGUGGCUGACAGCGCCGAACGACGUAAUGGGCUUCGAAGCUCGAGGAUCUUCAGUAUACGGCACGAAUAAUUUACAUAAUUGGGGGCCCAAAUUUGCAACUGAUGGUAAAGUUUCGAAUAACGACUGUUUCUACUUUCACUCCGACCUUGAGAUGCAGUCUUGA
Molecule: messenger RNA, 468 nt
Organism: Porites lobata
Lineage: Eukaryota; Metazoa; Cnidaria; Anthozoa; Scleractinia; Poritidae
Source: the annotation of a GenBank genome assembly